Molecule: messenger RNA, 1012 nt
Organism: Silurus meridionalis
Lineage: Eukaryota; Metazoa; Chordata; Actinopteri; Siluriformes; Siluridae
Gene: fgf5
Product: fibroblast growth factor 5
Exons: 3
Coding region: 68-715 (215 amino acids)
Biological process (GO): positive regulation of protein phosphorylation; animal organ morphogenesis; regulation of cell migration
Cellular component (GO): cytoplasm
Molecular function (GO): fibroblast growth factor receptor binding; growth factor activity
Source: RefSeq, a predicted model, not a curated record
AUGACUUAAGUGGUGCAAAGAGGGAGAAAAGAAAAGAAAAAGAAAGCGAGAGCUGUUUUGGGGAAGAAUGCAUGUUGCUCUCCUGCUCGCGCUUGUAGCUCAGCUGAUUGGCACCGAGGCUGUUUGGUUGGAGGAUCACCUGGUGGUCUCGGGUCGCCGCACUGGCACUCUGUACUGCAGGGUGGGCAUCGGCUUCCACCUCCAGAUCCAUCCUAACGGCAGAGUGAACGGGAGUCACGAGACAAAUCACCUUAGUCUGCUGGAACUGUUUUCCAUAUCACAAGGAGUUAUAGGAAUCCGAGGAGUCUUUAGCAACCGAUUUCUAGCCAUGAAUAAGAGAGGAUGGCUUCAUGCUACAGAGACUUUCAGUGAUGACUGCAAGUUCAGAGAGCGGUUUCAAGAGAACAGCUACAACACAUAUGCAUCAGUGAUACACAAGAAUCACCGGACUGGGAGAGAGUGGUUUGUGGCACUGAACAAAAAAGGGAAGGCCAAAAUGGGUUCCAGUCCAAGAGUGAAAUCCCAACAUGUGUCUACUCACUUUUUACCAAGGAUGAACAGGCACAUGAAACUGGAACAGGGCUUUAUGAUAACAGAUAAAGAGCAGGAACGGACUCAGGCACUGCCAAAACCUCAAGCCCCCAAAGUUACCAUAAACGCAGGGCAGAAACAAAUUCAAACUGUGAAGUACUGGCCAAAAUUUAGGUUUGGAUAGACCACGUUGUCUUAAACUUGGAGAGAACUUGAAAUCAAGACAGCAGUUGUAAAAGAAGCAUUAUUUCAUCUGACUAUCAGCAUUCCAUUCAACAAAUGAUGUUCAAAUUUGACUUGUUGACAUUGAGGUAUUACAAAGUUAAUCCCUCCACAAUAGCAUUUAUAUAUGUUCCUUAAUGUUUUUUGUGAAUCUAUUUAUACACUCUAUUUAUGCUAAUGUAUAUGUAAAAUUUUCUAUAUUUGCAAAUGUCUAUUAUUUGAAUGGGAAUGAUGAGAAUGAAGAUAUAAUACAGUUUUA